CUCAUUGAUUUUGGGAGCAUAAAUAGCCAAGAAAGAAGGCUUUAUUGGUCAUAGUUAACUCUAGUUUCUGAGAAGGCGAAGAAAGAACACUUGUUUAAUUUUCGCACUUCACAGUAGCAUCAAGUUCUUAUAUAUACAUUUAUACAUAUAUAAAAAAAGAAUACUGUUCAAAAUGACUGAAGUUCAAGGUGAAACGCAACAGAAAAGCUCCCCGGUGCACAGAAAUGGUGUGGUUGCUUCGGAGAUGUCUACGGUGGAGGAUGUGUUUGACGAAACGUAUAAGGAAAAAGAAGGUCCAAAACCCCCAAAGCAAAUAGUAUGGAGAAAUGUUGUGUUGAUGAUUUUGCUGCAUUCAGGAGCCGUGUACGGACUUACACUUGUACCUUAUACGUCUGCUUCAACCUUGGCGUGGACUGUUGUAUGCUUUUUGUUUAGUGCUUUGGGAAUAACAGCUGGGGCACACCGUCUUUGGAGUCACAGGUCCUACAAGGCCAAACUACCUCUGCGGAUCUUCCUGGCUUUUGCGAAUUCCAUGGCUUUUCAGAAUGACAUCUAUGAGUGGGCUCGGGACCACAGAGUUCAUCACAAGUUCUCUGAGACUGAUGCUGACCCCCAUAAUGCCCUCCGUGGGUUUUUCUUCAGUCAUAUUGGCUGGCUUCUAGUGCGCAAGCACCCAGAUGUGAUUGAGAAGGGGAAGAAGUUGGAACUAGCAGACCUGAAGGCUGAUAAAGUUGUAAUGUUUCAAAGAAAAUACUACAAGCUCUCUAUUCUGAUCAUGUGCUUCAUGGUUCCCAUGAUGGUGCCCUGGUACCUGUGGGGAGAGUCUCUGUGGGUUGGUUACUUUAUUCCUGGGCUGCUGAGGUAUGCUCUGGUUCUCAACGCAACUUGGCUGGUGAAUAGCGCCGCCCACAUGUGGGGAAACAGGCCGUACGAUGCUACCAUCAACCCAAGAGAGAACAAAUUCGUCGCAUUCAGUGCCAUUGGGGAAGGAUUCCACAACUACCACCACACAUUCCCUUUUGAUUAUGCCACAAGUGAGUUUGGCUGUAAACUGAACUUCACCACUUGCUUCAUUAACCUCAUGUGCUUCGUGGGCCUGGCCAAGGACUGCAAGAAAGUGCCACGCGAAGUCAUCCAGGCUCGUGUACAGCGCACAGGGAUCCAGAGGAAUGGCUGAGGGACAUGAAGACAGCGGGAAACAAAACGGUCACAAUGUUGCUAUUUGGGAGGGUUGCUCUGUUGUGAAAUCGGCAAUGUUCACCCCUAGUAAAAUGAAAAGAAAUCAUUAAUAACUGUUCUGUAAAAUUAAUACCAAGCUUAAACUUUUCUUUUAUUAUUAUAUACAGUAUAUAUAUGUAUAUUUUUUGGUAAUGCAGCAACAGAACCCAUCUGGUUGGGGGAGAGAACACAUUGUCCUGCAUGAGCAGACUCUAAAGGCAGAUAUUCCUGAAAAUCUACUCAUAAUUGAAAUUGGAUUUGGAAGGCUAUCUCUCUAAAGAGCUAAGGCAAACUUAAAUGCAGAACAAAACUGAGUGGCUGUUGUGGUAGGCAUGGACAACAAACAUGUUUGCCAAGCUACAGCUAAGGAAAUCGGACCAUUAGAAGUAAAUUCACAGUGAAAUACUGUAACUGCAUUAAAAAGAAAUGCAAAAAAGAAAAUAAAUGGGUGGGAUCAGUAGCUGUAGCCUGACCUGGUUUUGACCCUCCAAGAUAGGUCCCAGCAAAAUGAAAACAAUACCAAUAAACCAGAUUAGUUAUAGGAAGUGUUCAAAUAUUAGGUAAUAAGAAAAAACAAUUAUUUCAAUGCUACUGUACUCUCUUGCACUGUCUAUUAAAAGCAUAGUAUUGCAUCUAAACUGACAGGCCUAUCCAGAUUUUAAAACAACAACAAAAAAUGUGUGUGCUCAAAUAGAUUAUUUAUCCUUUUUUCAUCUGGUACUAUACAAAAAAAAGACUCAACAAGCUACUGUCAGUAGUUUAGAGUAAACAAGUGUUUACAUGAAAAGCUUGAAAAGCAGUAUUAUUUUGUUCAGGACCCUUGAAUAAACAUGCAGUUAAUCCA
This is a messenger RNA of Polyodon spathula (Mississippi paddlefish), 2062 nucleotides long. RefSeq names its product acyl-CoA desaturase-like. Gene Ontology annotation, molecular function: iron ion binding; palmitoyl-CoA 9-desaturase activity; stearoyl-CoA 9-desaturase activity. The record is from RefSeq and is a predicted model, not a curated record. NCBI's taxonomy places the organism in Eukaryota, Metazoa, Chordata, Actinopteri, Acipenseriformes, Polyodontidae. The transcript has 6 exons. Gene Ontology annotation, cellular component: endoplasmic reticulum membrane. Gene Ontology annotation, biological process: unsaturated fatty acid biosynthetic process; response to fatty acid. Bases 173 to 1177 code for a protein of 334 amino acids.